UUUACAGUGGCAUUUUCUAAAGUGACAAAGAGAGGUUGUGAGAAAAUAGAAAGUUUAGACAGAAGUGGGAACUCUGUGGAAGAAACUAUUAUUGCUGUGGGAGAGCAUGCUGAUCAAUUUGCAUGUUUUUAUGUUCUGUACCAAAAAGUUCAGCAAUAUUGUUUUUGCGACCGUUUUGGCAUCGAACCUUUUGGUUGCGUCCGCGAGAAAACCGUCUCCAUUUCAGAGGCUCUUCCGAUUUCCAUUUUUCACGACACGCUCUCAUCAAUCCUCCAAAAGUUUGGCGGCUCCAACAUUUCCGACGCGACAGCUGAGCCGAAGCUCCGAGGAGAGCACAUCGAUACAACCGUCGAUCAAAUCGUCCUCGCAGACCGGAUCAGGAUCGGACACGGACGCCUUGGACGUGUGGCACGAUUAUCCGAACCGGUUCAGAGAGUUUCAAGCGUUAGAAGACAUCAAACUCGAGGAGGGUGAGGUCCUUUUCACCGAACACUCGGGGUCGACACUCGUGGCCGUCUCGAAAACCCAGCUCGCCCAGAUUCUCGUCGGGAACAGGUCUUGGACAUGGACUGCCAUCACAACACGCGAGAAGAAGAGAGGGAAUUAUCUAACGGCCCGCUUCGAGGAUAUACCCGACACUGCAGACUGGACCCGGAAGAAGAGGGCAGCACUGAUGAGAAAAUUCAUGAACAAGAGAUUACCGUACAGCUACGAAAAUUGCAAUGAGAAACACUACAUGAAGUACAUCCUUCGCGGCACCACGCACAUGUCAUCGUACUCUAAAUGCCCCCUUGGGCGGGAUCUGUCAAUGAUUCCGGCAAAGGAUAUAGAGAGUGAGGACUUCGUGCUACAGAACAGUAAAGGGAAGCCAGUGGCCCUUAAAUUCGAGGACUUUAUACAAUUUUCGGAGCGAUACAGUAGCGGAACAACUGUAAAACGCAUACGGAAAAAAAAUAAUGAUUUCAAACCCAAGCGGCGUUGGUGGAACUUUUUAAAGUGGUAAUUUUGGGUGACAAUUAAAUAGCAGGUUAAAAUAAGCACGGUGAAAGAGCUUAAAUUGAUUAAUUUCAAAGUGUAGGGCAAAUCAUCUCAAUUCUAGAGAUGACUUUUAGGAACAGUAAGUCCAAUCAUUCAGAUACUUUCCUUCAUUACAUGUAAGUACUCAGACUUGCCAUUUAGAAUUAUUCAUUUUACUAUUUCUCACGAGUAAAAUUAAUCAUUUGAAAAGGCGAAUUUAACGUAAUAAAGAGUAGAAAUUUGGAUAAAUUAUUGUAAAAAGUUGAUUAAUUGAUAAGUCGUAAAGGCAAAAUCAGGCUUUUUACAUUUUUA
Messenger RNA from Bemisia tabaci, 1329 nucleotides. RefSeq lists its product as uncharacterized. The record is from RefSeq and is a predicted model, not a curated record. NCBI's taxonomy places the organism in Eukaryota, Metazoa, Arthropoda, Insecta, Hemiptera, Aleyrodidae.